Messenger RNA from Neodiprion fabricii, 1327 nucleotides. RefSeq lists its product as uncharacterized. Bases 188 to 502 code for a protein of 104 amino acids. The transcript has 4 exons. NCBI's taxonomy places the organism in Eukaryota, Metazoa, Arthropoda, Insecta, Hymenoptera, Diprionidae. The record is from RefSeq and is a predicted model, not a curated record.
UUACACUUAGACGCUGAAAUGGUUGAAGAUUGACUGCACCAAACCAGCGAAUACGAAACGUGACUAGCCGAGUUAUGGAGAGUGUCUGGUAGACACGAGUGACGACCGCGAAUUAACUAGGGCGAAAGUGCUCCGAGAUCGUAAAGUGUCCGAGGUCAUGCGGGAAUUGGAGAUUUAAAUCUUAGGAAUGGUAAAGCUUCACACCGAAAUAUUAAUUCCAGUACCGUCGUGCAGGUCUCGAGUCGAGUGUGAUGUUCCACUACGACUUCCGCCAUUGUGUGCUAAUGAAAAAGCGACAUUUCCUUGUUUGGAAAGAGACCUUGCCCAGAAAGAAGCUGUCUGUAAUGUACGGGAUAAAUCAAGUCUACUGCUCUACAUGCGCUUUGCUAUUGUUCCAACUGGUAAGAAUGAAGGUUACCACGGAGUUCAUAGUGGGUUCGCUCCUCAAUGGAUCACGAGUUACUUGAGGAUGUAUAAAACGGAAGAAGGAGUUUAUGUUUAAGGAACUAGAAGCUGAGGAGAGGCUCGUAGAAUUUAUGCCAAAGUCGAUUGCUGGGUAAGCACAAGUUGUGGGAUUUAGCAAGCUAAUUGUAUGAAGUCUUGCGGAAUAGAAUCAUACCACAAAGGGGUUUCAGCGGAGUCGGCAAUUUCACAACAACUUUUGAAACUGUCUAUGAGGCUGACAGUCAUUCGUUGUGGAAGAAAGGCUGUGGGAAGCGGUUUGAUGAAUUUUUCGAAAAUGUGAACUCCAGCCAAAUCGGUUCACAUAGGAGUACGGAUAACAGAUUACAACUUGCUUCGGAAUUAGAUGGAUAACGGUGCAAAAGUGAACCGAGAAAACGUCACGGGGAUGCCACGAGGGGCAGCAGUUUGACGGAGCGAAUCGCAGUGAAAGUGUGGGAGUCGCGACUGAGUCUGUACUUGCUCAGAGGCGCAAUUUUGCCGUUGUCGUUACCGCGAUUAUCCCAGUCCCUUCAAUUCCUCUCUAGCCUUCGCUCGACUCGAACUUUUAUGUGUUGUUCCCCCACUUCUCCUGAAAAGUCUCGACUCCUGAUGUACGGAAACGCGCGCGAUCGCGGACUCUGUGUUAAACCUUUGUGGAGAAAUUCACAUUCGGACGAUAGUCGCGUUGAUGUGAUUUUUUUUAUCUCUUGUAUACUGAUUCAUUGAAUUUAAAAAAAUUAUACACUAUAGUUGAGGCGAUUCGAAGAGUGGAUUGAAACUCUGAUUUAAAUUGGCAUCGUUGGUACGAUUCUCUCUUCACUGACACAUCGAAUGUAUUCGUUAAUAUUUCGGCUAGCUUUUACCGUAAUUAGCACCCACGAAA